Molecule: messenger RNA, 462 nt
Organism: Macrobrachium nipponense
Lineage: Eukaryota; Metazoa; Arthropoda; Malacostraca; Decapoda; Palaemonidae
Product: myb-like protein X
Exons: 2
Coding region: 1-462 (153 amino acids)
Source: RefSeq, a predicted model, not a curated record
AUGGAAGGUUUGACAGAAGUUGACAGGCAGAAGGAGGAGUUGCAGUUGUUGAGGGAAGCUAAGGAAAGAGUGGAAGAAGAGUAUGAGAAGAUUAGGAUUGAGAAUGAAGAGUAUAAGAGGGAAUUGGAAGGGUUGAGAAGAGCGAUGAGGAGUGCAGACGAGGGAAUGAAAGAGGGAGUGAAAGAGGCUGAGCAGUGGAUGAUUGAGAAGAUGGAUGAAAAGCCAGGAAUGGUAAAGAAAGUGGAAGAGCGAGAGGAUGAGAGUGCAAGUGAUGAAGGUGAUAUGAUUGCAGUAAGUGAGGAUAGGAAAGAAGGGAGACAGGAUAAGGAUAGGGAUGAGGAUAAGGAUAAGAAAGGGCUUGAGAAGAAGAAGAAUAAGGGAAAGAAAGUUAGUAAGGAUGAUAGACAAGAUGUGAAAGGAAUUGAGAAUGUUGAGAAAAAGGAAGAGUACAGGACAGAAUGA